Ostrea edulis (European flat oyster) is the source of this 6596-nucleotide messenger RNA. RefSeq names its product sphingosine kinase 2-like. Bases 562 to 2436 code for a protein of 624 amino acids. The transcript is spliced from 6 exons. Gene Ontology annotation, biological process: sphingosine biosynthetic process. Gene Ontology annotation, cellular component: cytoplasm; intracellular membrane-bounded organelle; membrane. The record is from RefSeq and is a predicted model, not a curated record. NCBI's taxonomy places the organism in Eukaryota, Metazoa, Mollusca, Bivalvia, Ostreida, Ostreidae.
UUGUGUAGAAAUACUGGUCUCAAAUGGUUGAUCAACCAGAGAAAGGAUAUUGGGCAAUUUUGGUUUGUGUACGCACUAAUGGAUUAAACAUCCUGAAAUGAUCAGUCAACCAAUGAUUUAAAGUAAACAGUCACUAGAUAUUCAACUCUAGUCUCCAGAAUGAACCAUUAAGUUAAAGGGAUUGCAGAUCAGUUCCUAGGUUAACGCUGGUCGUACCUGGUCUGUUAUCCAAAACAUGAGUCCUUAGAAGUAGGCCAGAAAAAAACCUCAAAAACCGUGCAGUGUAGAAGGUGAAAAAUUAGAUUGAUCAGGUAUUGAUCUGAUUGGGACACCAGGACAUGUAUUCUGCUGUUGACUUUUGGGAAUGAAAUCUGUCCUUUUUUUUCUGUGCUUGACAGGAAACAAGGACUGUUUUGGAAUUUAUGUACAACACAUUUGAUAUUAUUAUAUCAUUGAGGAAGCACGGGGACACUGUAACUAAGAUUAUCUGUAGUAUUGCUGAAUGUACUUGUGUGAAGAGGAUAUACACUCUGUUUGUUACUUGAUGUGCAAUCAGCAAAAAUGGAACAGAAUGAUAUUAUUCUGCAAGGAAAAUUUUUCAUUCCAAUAAAACCUGGAAAAGUAUAUCUUGUGGAAUUAACCAGUGAAAAGCUGAGAUUUCAAGAUGUGAAUUUAAAAACCGGUGAUUGGGAAGGUGUGGUAGAUUUGAGAGACGUGAUUGGUUGCCGUAUAAACAGUGAGGUGAAUACCCGGGACAGUAGGGAGGGAUGUAACUGUGUUCAUUCCAAUAUUGUCUCGGACACCACAGAAUGUAUUCUUUCUGUUUAUUCUUGUCCAAAGAGGAAAAAGAAAUUUCGCAACUCUUACUAUCGACAACAUCUGACUUUAACACUGUCCUUAUCGCAAUAUACAGAUUACACUUCCAACAAAGUUAUCUGUGAAAAAUGGAGAAAAACCAUUCUUAGCUUUUCCAACAAUAACAACAAUGAUUUAGGUUUAAAAACAGAUGUACAGAUAUGCGAAGCACCCCUUCAGAGAAAACUCCUGGUGUUGAUCAACCCCUUUAGUGGCCCCGGGAAAGCUCGCCAGAUCUUUGAGAAUGGAGUGUCCCAUAUGCUAGAGGAGGCAGACGUUGCCUUCAAAAUGGUCAUCACAGAGCGUGCUGGACAUGCUACUGAGAUCAUGAAGAACCUGGACCUGUCAGCCUGGUAUGGCGUGGUCAUUGUUUCAGGAGAUGGACUUAUAUAUGAGGUUAUCAAUGGUUUAAUGAAGAGAAAUGACUGGGGGACCGCCAUUAACUUUCCUAUAGGUUGUAUUCCUGGUGGAUCUGGGAAUGCUCUCUGCCUGAAUAUAAACUAUUUAGCGGGAGAACCUAUAGAUUUGAACCCUAUCCUGCACUCCACCUUCGUUUUGAUAAAGCACCGUGUGAUUCCAAUGGACCUCGUAUUGGUGCAGACUGCUAGGCAGCAGCUGUACUCCUUCCUGUCCGUGACCUGGGGCCUGAUAGCAGACAUCGACUACGAGAGUGAACGAAUGAGAAUUCUUGGAGCAUCUAGAUUCACGCUCUAUUUCAUUAAGCGUGUUGUCAGUCUUCGAAAAUACAGAGCUAAAAUUUCCUUUCUCCCUGUGACCACGUAUGAUCCCCAUGCUAAAAGUCAGAGAGAGAGAGCAAAGGACUUUUCUCGACCUCGACGAUUUACAAUUAAGAACUCAACUACACAAAGCAAUAUCAGUUCUUCGGUUUACGAAGGAGGGGUACAAGGUGUGUACCGCGAUACAGUUUCAGCUCAUUCCCUACAACGACUUAGGUCCAAAUCUAUGCCUGCUGUAAAGAGCAUCAGCAAAAGUCUAGACAGCCAAACAAAUGGAGACAUAUCAGCAUUUGAAGAGCAUGACAAUGUUAUGUUUGAAUUGGAUGACACAAAUGAAUGUUUUACUUCUAAUAUUCCAAAUGGUAAUCACGUGAAAGAGGACAACAUAAGCAUUGGAAGUGACAAUACUUUUGAAGAAAUGGUGCAUACUUUGAACAAUGAUGGCUCACCUCUUCAGGCGCCUCUACUAGCCCCUCUGGAUGAGGAGGUUCCCUCUAACUGGGUCACUAUUGAGGAUGAAUUUAUCACAGCUUGUGCUCUGUAUCAGCCAUACUUAGGACCGGACAAUCUGGCCUCGCCUGAAUCCAAACUUAAUGAUGGACAGAUUCAUCUUCUGAUGAUCAAGGCUGGAAUUCCCAAAUCUGCUCUUGUCAAUCUUUUCCUGACUUUUGAAACAGGAGACCACGUGAAUUCUCCAUAUGUGGAAAUGGUGAAAGUUCUGGCAUUCCGUCUGGAGCCACUUGGAACCGAAGGCAAUAUAAUGGUGGAUGGUGAACAUGUGGACUAUGGUCCAGUUCAGGGCCAGGUGCUCCCUGGGAUAGCAAGAAUAAUGGGGGUCCAAUAAGUCACUUUUUGUGAUAGGUCAUUUUAAUUAAUUAAGAGUUAUGCAGUACCGCAUUCUGUCAUAGCUCAAGCACCAAGUCAUCCGUGAUAGUUUAGUCUGGUUUAGAAAUAUGAACUCUUCUUGACCUUUGCAAGUUUAGAUAGAGACUUUGCUUUGAAUUCUGGGAUAGCAAUGGUUGUGUAGCUGUAGUAAAUGUGAUGUGUGUAAAAUUAUUGUAUUGUUUUGUGAGGGAGAAUGUGGAAAAAUUGCUUUCACUUCAUUUUAUUGUGAUAUUCAAUGUGUUCAUAUUGCUUAUUUAUUUUAUAGUUUUAUUAAAUUAAUGGAUAAAAGAUCCUAUUUGUGAAUGUGAAUUGUAAAUAUGUGGGCAAAAAGGAAACUUUUUGUGAAAGUCUUUUUGCCAGUUUUCCUUUCUGUGGUCAAAAUUCUAAGAAAUUUAUUUGUCAGAGUUGGUUUAUGGUGCAAAUAAUUUACAAAUAUUUCAGGACUUGUUGUAUAGUUAUAUAAAACAUACAUUGACAAAACAGGGAAUUAUACACCACUUUUUGAAUUUUAGUGACUUUUAAAAUCUAUUUUGAUAAUGGAGGUCGUGCAUGUGUAUUUAUAUCAAUACAUAAAUGCAUGGACCGAAUCAUUGUAGUUUUGAAUUUAGGGACCAUUAUAGUCUUAAAAUGUUUGUUAGAAAUCAAGUACAUAAAAAUUGUUUAGUGUUGGGAGCAUAAUCAAAGGAGCGUGGAUGUCAGUUUAACACUCUUAACCAAUUUGAUUGAUUAUUGAGUGUGAAAGGUAUUCGCCAUGUGUAGAUCCAGUGUAUAUAAUUUAUGAUGUGAAAGAAAGUUAAUUUAUGUUGUAUGUGUGCAGAGAAGGAUGAUGUAAGUCAGUUGUUUGAAUAGCAUUGCUUUUUCCAAACUCUUGUAUAAAAUUAUUGUAUAAGGAAGAAAUAUACGUUUCCAUGACAUUGCUGUGAUACAUUUGUACAUCAGGUUUUAUGUACAUCAGUACAGACAUGUUCCAUCAUCUAUCCAUUAUUCAGAUAAGCAAGCAGUAUUAUUUAUGUACUUGUUACUGUUCGACAUGAAAUGUGAGAGAAAACAUUUUCUGGAUGUUUGCGAAUUCAUGUACAUUUUCGCAAGCCAAGUGUCCGAUUCGCUUCCUCUCAUCUCCCCCUUAGAUGGAGAUGAGAGUAAGCGAAUUGGACACUUGGCUUGUGAAGAUGGUACGUGGAAGGUUGUCCCAUAUUUACUGCCUUUUGUAUCAAGUGAAAUUUGUAUUGCCAUCAGUGUAUCAUGUAAAACUGGGCAUUAAUUGUAGGAUGCAAUAUAUACAUAACCUAUUAUAUUACUCUUUAAAUGAAAGGACCAAGAUGCAAAUAUAUCAAUGAAUAGAAUGGCCAUGCUAUGCUCUUCUGUGCUACAAGCAUAUAAAAUAUAAUGUUGUUCAAGCUGAGUAAUAAGAUUUUUGAAUUUUACUAAUACAUUUAUGUAAAAUGGAACUUCUUUUUAUUGGAUUACAAAAAUUUUUAUUCUUCAAGAACCAAAGUUUUAUAGGAUAAAGUUGACUGUUUCUCUGUGACACAGACUGUAUAGAAGAUCUGUUUCAAAGUUUUAGAUGUACAAGAUGAUACUUUUAAGAAAUAAAUUUCAUUUCUGAAAAUACACGAGGGUAAGAACAGCAAUUCUUCAUGCCAGAAUACUUAGCGCUUCAUAAAAAGUAUGCCAAUGUAAUUAAAAUUAGAUCCUUUGAUCCACUCACAUGUAGCGAUAUACGUGAGCGGAUCAAAGGAUCUAAUUUUAAUUCGAUUGAAAGUGUGUUGCAGUUCAUACACUCAUGUAUUUUCAAAACUGAAAUUUAUUUUUUUAUAUUUACAUUCCUAUCUGAAUUCUUAGCCAUUAAAAUAGAUGCACUAUUAGUAAGCCUAUCGAGAUUUGUACACACAUUGUGCACAACUGCGUCACAUUCAUAAGGAAAUGGCUAUCAUUACUAUUGGUAAAGAUAUUGAAGGCAAAAACAAUAGAAAUGUACAUAUUAAACAUGAAGACUUUUUUGAUAUGAGAAAUCAGUGUAUCCUCACUGAAUUGAUACCAGGCCAGGAAGGCCACGCUGACUUUGCUUUGAGCAUGUAUAAAAAAAGUUGCUAGGAUGUAAUGGCUUCCUGUCUCCAUUGUUUGCAUAGAUGUUGUAUUUUAAUGAAAUGGGUUUCUUUGUAGCAGAUGUUUAAGUUACUGAUUUGCUUUAACAAAGAUUAGUACUCAUUGAAGAUGUGGUACAUCCUUAUUUGUUUGGUAAAUAAUGAGGUAUACAUCAACAUUCUAAAAUAGAUACAUGAAUUUUUAACAUCUUUUUUCGGUGAAGAUGGAUAUAAUUAAAACACACAUUCCCAGGUGCUGGGCACAAAUGUCAUUGUACUUUCCGUAACUUAUUCUCCUCCUUAAUGUAGUAAGGAUUACUAAGGAGUAUCGUUUUCUUCAAUGUUAACUUUAUUUUAACAAUGUCAAGGUUUUGUGAAUAUGCAACAGCAAAACUUUAACAUUGUGAAGAUGCAUUUGCUUCAGUGGACAAAUCACAGGUAGUUCGUUCCUUGAUUAAAUAAUUGAGAAUCGUUGUUUAUUUUUAAAUGUUGUUUGACUACAACGAAUAUUGUUCUAUCUGUAGCUGAAAUUAUUGGUGCAUAGACUUGUGCGAGUCUGAUUUCAAUCAGUUGCUUUGUGUGAACAAAUUGUGAUAAUGUUGUGCACCAUCAGUCUUGUCUGCAGAAUAAUCUGAAGUCUGAUGUAAAACAUAAGAGGUGAUCCAUGCAGAAAAUCAGGCACUGUUACAUGGGUGGCACAUGACAUAUCGGUGCCCAUCAGCUGUUUGCUUUUAUCACAAUAUAUUGGGAAAUUUUUAUCUGUCCAGUGAAGAGUUAUCUGCCCUUUAUAAUGAUUCAUCUAGCAACUUUUCUUAGAUGUUACAGACAUGAGUUAGAAAUCGAUUUGUUUUUAACAUUAUGAGCAAUUCAUUCUGAAUUUAUUAAAAAUAUGGUGGGCCCAAAAAUUUGAUUUGCCAUCCUCUGCUUGAAUUUUCAUGGACAACCUCUUAACAACACAAAAUACUCAUGUUCAAUGUAAUUCCAUUGUAUAGCCACUUUUUGUACGGUUUUCCGAGUACUGUUUUAAACUCUAUGCAAUUACAGUGUUGUAAGUCUUACAGAAGUACAGUUUGUCAGCCUCAUGAUUUUUUCCCCACAAUUUAUAUGUAGUCGUUUGUACAUUUAAGAUAUUUUGUUAAUUUUUAAGAAUGUUAAGUAUUUUGCCAAUUUGAAAAUAUUACUUUUGUCAAUCAAAUGACAUAUUUUAUCCCAUCACUUGAUACAUUUAUUGUACUCAAUUUAUGCAUUUAUUAAACCACUGAGAUUCACCUAAUAGGCAUUAGAGGAAAAGGUGAACCAACUGCAUAAUUAUGAUACACCAGUGCACUUCUGUGUGUUGGUGUUGAUCAGAUAUGGGUGCACUUCUGACUGUGCCAAAAUAUGAAAACUAUUGUAAAUCGGAUUAGUUUUCCAGUAGAUUGUUUUUAGCAAUUUAUUUUUCAUGAAAAUAAGUUUUUAGAAAAUACUUAUGAUACAUGUAGCAUGAUAAGUAAUGAUUUGCAAGAAUGAAGAUACAUAAAAAUAAAUCUAUAGCAUUUUUUGAUUAACUUUCGCUAAAACAUCCAGAUGUCUAGUGAUAUAUUUGUAUGUACACAUACAAUAAUUACAAGCAUGUCAAAAUUGUUUGUGGAUAAUGAGUUUUCUCUGGUACUUUGAUGAUUGGCUGUUUUCUUAAACAUAAAUUGUUUGUGGAUAAUGAGUUUUCUCUGGUACUUUGAUGAUUCGCUGUUUUCUUAAACAUAAAAGAGUUAAACUGUUGAAGUUUGGUAUCUCGAACAUCGAUAUCUCAAAUACCCGUGGAUAUGUUGACGUAAUACGGAAGUCCCAACUACUUUUUCUUCCAGCAUUUUAACCUUCCAAUAUCUCAAAAGUUUUUUCUCGGGCCCCAUCGAAUUUGAGAUAAUGAUGUUUGACCAUUUUUUUUUUUAAAAUGACAAAGUUCAUGAGCUGAGAAACGAUUAAAUUGUUGUUGUAGUUAGAACCUAUUUACUGUUGUGAUUAAUAAACUGAUAGAAGGUCUAUCUUUUAUGCACAU